AACAUAAGAUAAAAUAUAACAAAAAUAAAAUAAAAAUGCGCAACGAUCACUUUAUGACGGUGACACCGUUGCCAUGGUGACCUACCACAAACACUUGGCAACAGCUUUCUGACAGAUUUUGGCUCGUUUUCUGUCCGUCAGUCAAACCACCAGCAGUGUGAACCAGAGUGGGAGAAAGAAGAGGAGGAAUCAUGCCGAAGAAAACCAAGAAAGGUGGCGGUAAGACGGAGGAGGAGAGGCUGGUACAGCAGCAGCAGAGAGCUCAGGCCGAGGAGGAGAUGGCCAAGAAGAAGGAGGAGACGCUCACACUGUUUCUGAAGGACAAGCUGCAGAAGGAGGAGAGGAACACGGCGGUGAACCAGCUGAAGCUGAACGAAAGCUGGAGGACGAUCCUCCGUCAGACUCGAGCCGUCGAGCUCCAUGAAGACACCGCGGUGCUGCAGCAGACGCUGGAGAGGCAGCUGGACGAGCUGAACGUCGUCAUCCAGAGAGUGGAGAAUGACCUGCAGGAGGCGGCGUGUCAGGCGGCGCAUGCUCAGCGCUCUCACCUGCAGCAGGUGGAGCAGCUGUUGGCGCAGCAGGACCGACGGCUGCAGCGCCUGCAGGAGCAGUGGGAGGACUGCAUGCAGGACCUGAAGGCCACGCUGAGCGCCGAGAGGAAGCAGAUGCUGAGCCAGUGUGAGCAGCAGCGACUCAAACUGCAGGACCUGAAGCUGUCUGCAGAUCAGCAGCACAGUGACUGGAUGAAGGAGAUCCACACGCUCUACAAAGGAAGCCUGUCGCGCUACGUGGGCGCCGACCAUGAGAAGACGGCGGCUCCAGACGAACACCAGAAGCUGAAGGAGGUCUACCUGCACUACAGCGAAGCUCUGCAGGGGAGGGCCUUGGAGUUGAGCAAGCUGGACCAGAUGCUCACAAACAACCAGCACGACAUCGAGAGCAAUGAGGAGAUACAGAAGAAGCUGGAGGAGGACGUUCUCCUCCUGAGGGAGCAGGUGAAGCUCGGUAAAGCAGAAGGCAGCUUGAUGGAGAGUGACCUGGCGGCCGCCAAGAACGAGGUGAACCACAAACUUUCCAACCUCAGGAACACGCUGAUCCGAGCUCGCACGGCAGCCAGGAAGCAGCUCACCGAGUUCAGCAUCCACGACGGAAACACCGCCGGCAAGCUGCAGGCCGCCUUCUCCAAGGCUGAGAAGCUUCUGCUUGUGGCUGAGAUGUGCUGCAAGCAGGAAAGUAUCUCUUUGUCUUCGCCUUCAUCACGUCCAACGGAGGAGCAGAGAAACACAGCAGCAGAGGAGGUCGGUGAGUUCCUGGAUCUGCAGCAGCUGAUACAGCGACUCAACGCCGCCGUGCUGCAGAGAGAAAUCCUGAGGAAACACGGAGACGAUUUGCGCCGAGAGAACGAGCAGCUGGAGGCACUGCUGUUUCAGCAGGACGAUGCCAUCGACGGACGCCACGCUCUGCUGGCCGUGUCCCAGGCCCCGACCACGACCGUCCCGUCGACCACUGGCAGACGCCACACCGUCAUUGAGGCCGUCCACGUCGUCAGACACUCCCUGUAACACCACACCGUUAUUCAUGAGUGCUUCAGUUUGUGUCCGACUGUCCUAUUUAAACUCACUGAAUGUAGACUGAAGCCAACAGUGCAACAAGUAAAUCUGUGAAUGUUGUGACUGAAGUUCCUGCAGUUUGUGAAGUAAACAACAAACCUCCAAACAGACAUAUACAGAGAAAUGUAAUGUUUUUGUCGUUAACUUUGGAUUUGAAAAAAUGUUGAUUAAAGUUUGGAGUCUUCA
Acanthochromis polyacanthus (spiny chromis) is the source of this 1796-nucleotide messenger RNA. RefSeq names its product coiled-coil domain containing 65 (gene drc2). The transcript has 9 exons. NCBI's taxonomy places the organism in Eukaryota, Metazoa, Chordata, Actinopteri, Pomacentridae. Gene Ontology annotation, cellular component: axoneme; axonemal dynein complex. The record is from RefSeq and is a predicted model, not a curated record. The coding region runs from base 192 to 1562 and encodes 456 amino acids. Gene Ontology annotation, biological process: cilium-dependent cell motility; axonemal dynein complex assembly; regulation of cilium movement.